AUGGCUGCUGCGAGAGUGAUGGGGCCACUCAUUGAUGUGGUGAAAGAGGCGGUGCUGGCAGCAGUGAGAGAGGAGCUGGCUGCACACGAGGAGGAGGUGGAUGAGUUGCGGCACAUGCUGAAAGCAGUGAAGGGGGAGAACGAGGUAAUUGUUGCUGUGAUGGAGGAGAAGGAGGGGGAGCUGGUAUUUGUGAAGGGGGAGCUGGCAGCAGUAAAAAUGGAGUUGGGUGAGCACAAGCAGUCAGCUACGUUGCAGUUGGAGGAGGCUGAGGAAAAACGAGUCGCAGAGAUGAGAGAUAUGGGAAGGCGGGUGGAGGAGAACGAGAGGGAGUUGGCUGAAUACAAGGAGGCUGUUAAAGAACAAUGGGAUGUGGCUGAGAGUAAAAAGGAUUUGGAUAUGAGAGAGCUGAAGGAUGAAAUGAGAGCGGAGUUGGCAAAGGAAAGAGAGGAGAGGAGGAAGGAGGUGGGGGGAAAAUCAAGCCAGCACUACACGAGACCUGUCUCGAUUUGA
Messenger RNA from Closterium sp. Naga37s-1, 510 nucleotides. The record is from the annotation of a GenBank genome assembly. NCBI's taxonomy places the organism in Eukaryota, Viridiplantae, Streptophyta, Zygnematophyceae, Desmidiales, Closteriaceae.